AUGGCGUUAUGGACGGUUCAUCUAGAAGGCGGUCCUCGACGAGUCAAUCAUGCUGCAGUCGCAAUCGGAUCGAAAGUCUACACAUUCGGCGGUUACUGUAGUGGUGAAACGACGGACUCACACGAUCCUCUCGAUGUACACGUUUUGGAUACUGAAAACUAUCGAUGGCUGAAACUGGAUCCCGUCUACUUCCACGAGAAUCGACUUUUCACUCUCCCCGAACUCAAUCAACUAUCAGAAGUCCCUGAAAAGAUGGGCGGUACGGUUCCCUAUCAGAGAUAUGGACACACUGCUGUUGAGUAUAAUGGAAAGGCGUACGUUUGGGGAGGAAGAAACGACGAUUAUGGAGCGUGUAAUUUGAUGCAUGAGUAUGAUCCAGCAAAAAACAUGUGGCGAAAAGUGGAAAUCGACGGAUUCAUCCCUCCAUCUCGCGACGGUCACACCGCCGUCAUCUGGAAUAAUCAGAUGUUUGUGUUCGGUGGAUUCGAGGAAGACUCACAACGAUUCAGUCAGGAGACGUACGUCUUCGAUUUCGGCACAGCGACGUGGCGGGAAAUGCACACAAAGAAUACGCCACCGUUGUGGAGAGACUUCCACACGGCAUCGGUCAUCGACGGCGUCAUGUACAUUUUCGGAGGCAGAAGUGACCAUAAUGGUCAGGUCGGUGAUGAGCACUUGUUCCACACAACACAAGACCUCUACGAUGACACGCUGAUGGCACUGAAUCUGACGACAGGCGUCUGGACGAAACAAGAAAUUCCAGCAGAUGCCACGUGUCGACCAGGUGGAAGACGUAGUCAUUCCACAUGGGUAUACGGUGGAAAGAUGUAUAUGUUCGGUGGAUAUUUGGGAACUCGAAAUGUCCAUUACAACGAAUUGUACUGUUUCGAUCCGUCGACAGUCUCGUGGAGUAUUAUCGAUGUACGUGGAAAGUAUCCCACGGCGAGACGACGUCACUGCUCCGUCGUAUCGAAUGGAAGAGUCUAUCUGUUCGGUGGAACGAUGCCAAAUCCAUCGACUUGUCAUCCACUCUCAACGACUGUCUAUAAUGGAGUCAUCUCGCCGAGUGGCCUUGCCGAUCUCUCCGAUCUUCAUGUUCUCGAUUUUUCACCAUCCCUGAAAACACUUGCGAUGCGAAAAGUGCUCAUCGACCUGAAGGCUCCAUCACAUCAAAUGUUCUCUUCGCUUCAAUACGACGUUCCCGCUGACCUCCGAUACGAAAUGUAUUGUCAAGUGACACCAAACAACGUGGUUUCCGUCGGAUCCACCAGAAAUGAUCAAUCUGGAUAA
Molecule: messenger RNA, 1290 nt
Organism: Caenorhabditis remanei
Lineage: Eukaryota; Metazoa; Nematoda; Chromadorea; Rhabditida; Rhabditidae
Exons: 6
Coding region: 1-1290 (429 amino acids)
Cellular component (GO): cytoplasm
Molecular function (GO): protein binding; chromatin binding
Source: RefSeq, a predicted model, not a curated record